AUGGAUAGCUCUCCGAAACGACCGAACUUUUUGUUCAUUCUCGCAGAUGAUCUGGGAUUUUCCGAUAUAGGCUGCUAUGGAUCCGAAAUCCAAACGCCCAACAUUGACAGCCUCGCUGCGGAAGGCGCACGCAUGCUUAACCACCAUGCCGCAGCCGCCUGCUCGCCGACGCGAGCAAUGCUACUCAGCGGAACAGACGCACACCUUGGUGGACUAGGCACUCUGAUCGAAUUCAAACAAAAUGCCAAGGGCGCCGAGCGGUGGUCAGGCAAAGCCGGCUACGAGGGGUUUCUGAAUCGCGAUGUGGCUGCCUUACCUGAGAUACUGGAGGACAAUGGAUAUUUUACUGUGAUGUCCGGCAAAUGGCAUCUAGGCAUGCGAACGUCGCAAGGCCCAUGGGAGCGUGGCUUCCAGAAAGCAUUUGCAAUGCUCCCUGGAUGCUGCAACCAUUACGGAUGGGAGCCAAUCCAGGAGAAAUUCCCCAUUGGCGGCCGACCUAUUCAUGCCGAGAUGGGACAAAAGGUAGACAUAACGCCGAACAAGACCGAAGACUCCGAAGGAUUCUAUUCGACGGACUACUAUACAGAUCGGUUGAUUAGGUACCUUGAGGAGCGAACGGAGGAAGAGGAAUCAAAGCCAUUCUUCUCAUUCCUCCCCUUCACGGCACCCCACUGGCCUCUGCAGUGCUCCCGCGCACAGCGUGAUAAGUACAAGGGAGUUUAUGAUGACGGCCCAUAUGCCCUACGAGAGCGCCGAUUGAAAAGCCUCGUCGAAAAAGGCAUCAUCGACGAAGAUAUCGUACCGCACAAAGUCGAGACAGGUAAAGUAGGAGCUGGAGAAUGGGAUUCACUCACCCCAGAAGAAAGAAAGCUCUCAACACGUGCGAUGGAGACAUACGCAGGCAUGGUCGACUCUAUCGAUGUGAAUAUCGGAAAAGUUAUCGAGUACCUGAAGAAGAUAGGGGAGUACGACAACACUUUCGUUGUUUUUAUGAGUGACAACGGGGCAGAAGGCGCUGCAUUGGAAGCUAUCCCUGUCUUGGGAACAGAAAUAAAGUCUGCGAUCCACAAAUACUACGACAAUUCAUACGAGAACAUCGGUGCCUACAACUCAUACACAUGGCUCGGUCCUCUAUGGGCACAGGCAUCAACCGCGCCCUCAAGGCUCUUCAAAGGCUUCCCAUCUCAAGGAGGCAUUCUAGUCCCCUGCGUAAUCAAGCCUCCUGCAAGCGAUUUCCCCCUCUUACCCCCAGGCUCGUUCAAUAGAUCCUUUACAACUGUGAUGGACUUUGUUCCUACAUUCCUUGAUCUAGCUGGUGUAUCUUUAUCGCAGGCAUCCACUAAUGGCAUUCGAGCGAUGACCAAAUUCCGAGGCAGAGAUGUGCACGCUGUUCGGGGUAAGUCGUGGGUGCCUUUCUUUAGUCGUGGAGAGUCCAUUGAAGGAAAUGAAACCUGGGCAAUCCAUUCUUCGUCGGAGGCUAUCGGAUGGGAGCUUCAUUCUUGUGCGGCGCUGCGCAAGGGCGAUUGGAAGAUUGUGCAUUUUGCAAAGGUGCAAGGGGGUGCUGGAGAGGGAGAUGAUGGAUGGGAGUUGUUCAACGUGAUUCAGGAUCCAGGGGAGACCAAUGACUUAGCGCAGAACGAGCCAGAGAAGCUCCAGGAGCUACUGAAAUGCUGGGAUGAGUACGUGAUUGAGUGCGGGAUUGUUUGGGGAGAAGGGGCUACGACCCCUGGGCUCGGCAAAGAUGAAGCACCAGAGCUUUGGGAGGAUGAAACGGCGCUGCAAAAGUGUUGGAUGGAGGCUCGUGGGGGAGUUAGGCCAGAUUGCUAG
This is a messenger RNA of Penicillium salamii, 1827 nucleotides long. The record is from the annotation of a GenBank genome assembly. Lineage: Eukaryota; Fungi; Ascomycota; Eurotiomycetes; Eurotiales; Aspergillaceae.